Stegodyphus dumicola is the source of this 2612-nucleotide messenger RNA. RefSeq names its product membrane metallo-endopeptidase-like 1. Gene Ontology annotation, molecular function: metalloendopeptidase activity. Gene Ontology annotation, cellular component: plasma membrane. NCBI's taxonomy places the organism in Eukaryota, Metazoa, Arthropoda, Arachnida, Araneae, Eresidae. Gene Ontology annotation, biological process: protein processing. The record is from RefSeq and is a predicted model, not a curated record.
GUCUUUUUACUCAAUUCAAUCGCAAGAUGGAAAUGACUCGUGGAGAGUAUGUUUGUGACUUCGUCAUUGUCUUGCUAACAACAUUCUCAUCAACAGCCAUCCUCGGAAAUUGCUCCGAAGGCUUUAGCUGGUCUGUAAACGUUCCUGGUCAGAAAGCGUUCCAAAAUACUAUUCCCCAAGUUCCAAAUGAAAGUGAGAUGCAGCAAAAAGAAGGGGCUGAUAUUUCUAGUAGUCGCAGUAAUCCUGUCAGCAACUAUUGCUGCGUGCGUUCUGUUCUUACCUUCACUGCGGAAAAAGACAGGAAAGAAGAUAGAUGGGACAGAUCUUUCUCUAACACGUAGCUCAGAAUGGUCUGGAUGCACAGGAAGAGAUUGCCGAUUUAAAAGGCCAUCUUAUUCUGGAGAUUCUUCUGCAUUACGAAGAAAAAUUUGUUCUCUGGAAGACUGUGUUCUUGCAGCAUCCAAAAUUUUAAAGUGGUUAGAUAGAAAUGUGGAUCCCUGUGAUGACUUUUACAGCUAUGCUUGUGGAAAUUUUAUCCAGUCGUAUACAGUUCCAGAAGGUUGGGUAUCUUACAAAAGUUUUGAUGUUGUCAGUGAGGAUGUGGAUCUUACAAUAAAAGGUAUCUUGGAGAAGCCAACAUAUGUCAAUGAAAGCAAUUCACUAACAAGAGCUAAAGCUGUAUACGAGACAUGUAUGGAUCUCGCCCACGUCGAGGAAUUUUCCCUGUCAGAAUUGAUGCAAAUUCUGUCGAACAAAGGCAUCGGUGAAUGGCCCUUCUUGAAUCCUGAAUGGAAGGAUUGUCGUCUGGAUGUUGAAUGGAGAAUGGCUAAGCUUAAUUCCAUGGGCGUGGAUUCGUUCUUUCGCCUGGAAGCUCGUUUCGGCGGAGAGGACCAUCGUCUACACGCUUUUCUGAGUGUAGCUGAACCUCUAGUGAAUGGUAUCUGCGAUGAUGGCGAUGAUAAUGUAAACAAAACGCUGGAGAAAGCAUCCGAACAUCGCAAGAUUCUGUUGUCAGUUUUAGAAUUGCUAAAUGUGGAAAUCACCAAUGUCACAGAAGCGGAUGUAGAUGAUAUUUUCCUGUUUGAUUUCAAAUUUUGCAAUGCUAGUAAAUUAGCAAGAGAAAAAAUAAAAGUAAUGGACAAUCACUCAUCUGUUAAUGUCACUCUUAUGAAUUUAACAAGCUUAGCAACGCAGAUCAACUGGAUUAGGUGGCGAAACAUAAUUUUUUCUGAAUUGCAUUUGGAUUUUCCUCAUGAUAAACAGCACAUAUAUGUUGAUGGAGUCGAAGCAAGCAUCAAGGAAAUCUCAGAGUUGAUUCACAGUACGUCUUCUAAAGUAUUAGCCAACUACCUAACCUGGAAGUUCGUAGUUUAUCAUCUAGGCUUUCUUGGAAAGGCUUUUAGACAAAUCCUGGAGAAUCAUUCAAAUCUAAGGUCGCGACAAGCACGUCAACUAGGAAUGGAUUCUGAUCGCUGGUUACCCCGAUGGCGGCAGUGUGUAAUUUAUAUCAAAGACUUAAUGCCUAUUGCUAUUUUACCAGAAUACCGUGAACUUAUGAAGUUAGAGGGAAGAGAAAAAGAGAUGAAUUACGUUGCUUCAUUGAUCAAAAAUGAGUUUAGAGUGAUCUUGAGGGAUACGAGAGAUCUUUUUCAAAUUGAUCAGUUGAAGAGUAAUCAUAAGAUAGAUAAACUCGAAAUCCUCCUGGCAUAUCCUCAAAAAGAUGAAAAAUUCUUCAAGAAAUAUUACUCAAAUAUGGCGCAGACCAGUGAUUCUUUUCUCUUAAAUGGAAUGAAGUUAAGAACGAUACGCAUGAAAAAAGUCAUGGAAGGUGUAUCGUUAUCGAAGACUGUACGAGACCUAGAAUAUGCAAUCCAAGUGCUUUACGACCCAUUCAGCCGGGAUACUUACAGUUUCUUCAGAGGAAAUCGAAUUGUUGUUUCUCCUGCUUUUCUACAGGCCGGUCCUAUUACACCUAGACUUCCAAGGUUUUUAACGUUAUCGACAUAUGGAUCUGCUAUUGGACACCAGUUAACGCAUGGAUUCGACUUAUUCGCUCUUGAUGGUCGAACUAAAACAAAUUGGACCACAUGGCAGCCGUAUGUUUUGGACAAUGCUAGGAGAAAAGCCCAGUGCUUUUUGGAGAAUUUUCAAUACGAAGGUCCUGCUCCUCUUGAGGAAGCAAUCAGAACUACAACUCUUAACGAAGAUUUAUGUGACAGCCAAGGCAUCUCAUUAGCUUUCAAGGCAUAUCUCAAAUAUUUGUCUGACCAUGGAGAUGACGAUCGCUUACCGGGACUUCCGCUGCUAACUAACGAAGAACUGUUUUUCGUCAGUUACGCUCAGCAAUUCUGUGAGAUCAUUGGCGGUCAAGAGCCAUCGCAUCACAGCGCAGGACGCAGAAGAGUGAAUUUAGUGUUAAAAAACUUUCCCUAUUUCUCCGAAGCAUUUGGAUGCUCUUACGACAAACCUAUGAACUUUUCUAAAUGCGAAAAUCUAUGGAUUUAAAAGUGAUAUUUUGUACUUCGUUCUGUAAAUAUACAUUGAGUGUUUCAUGAUUUGUAUUGGAAUAAAUUCAGCUUAUUAUUCGAAAAAUAAAAUUCUGAGCACAGUUA